AUGUUGGAGCCUGGGGUCAAGGAUACGAGCCGGCCUUCCGCGCACGACGACCGCCUACUUCGCCUCGCCCGACCCCGGGUGGCAGCGUUCCCUACUUCCGGUAUGGCCGGCGGAAGAGGACGUCUAGGAACCUGCGGUGUCUAUGGCCCGCUCGCUUCUUUUCCAGGCGGCGGCCGAAAAGGAACUGAGGAGGGCGGGGGCGCACCUCCGAGUCGUCCGCCUGCGCGCGUGCGGCUGGACCUCCGGGGAGCGCGUGCUGUUUGCAAGGCCGGCUCGUGCAGCGGUCGCCAAGAGGGUCUCCCCAAUGGUGGCUUCCUUUCCCGGCACACGAUGGAGCAGCCGGCGGUGUUGGUGUUGAAACGGGCGGUGGAGCUUGACUCGGCGUCUCGGUUCCAGGAGUCGCUUGUUUGCUACCAGGAAGGGAUUGAUCUCCUCCUGCGGGUGCUUAAAGCUACAAAGGAUGAGACCAAAAAGGCUCAUUACCGAGAAAAAAUAUCAAGUUACAUGAACAGAGCUGAAGAUAUCAAGAAGUAUCUUGAGAAAGAAAAAGAAGAUGGAAAAUACCACAAACAAAUUAAGAUUAAAGAAAAUACAACAGGUUUCAGCUACGAAAAGCUGUUCCAAGAGUAUCUUAAUGAAACUGUUACAGAGGUUUGGGUUGAGGACCCUUAUAUUAGGCAAGUUCAUCAGUUGUACAACUUCUUAAGAUUCUGUGAAAUGCUUGUUAAAGGACCAUGUAAAGUGAAGACUAUUCACCUCCUUACCUCUUAUGAUGAAGGCAAUGGAAAGAGUCAGCAGAUGAGUGUUCUACAAGAGAUAGAGCAGUCUCUGAAAGAUUAUGGCAUAACACUGGACGUGUCAUACUCUUCUUCAAUACAUGACCGAGAGAUUAGAUUCAACAAUGGAUGGAUGAUUAAGAUUGGAAGGGGCCUUGAUUAUUUUAAGAAACCACAGGGUCGUUUUUGCCUUGGGUACUGUGACCUUGAUUUGAGACCAUGUCAUGAAACUACUGUGGAUAUCUUUCAUAAGAAACAUACAAAAACAUGAUUUUAUAUU
Messenger RNA from Euleptes europaea (tarantolino), 1056 nucleotides. It is a transcript of the gene MITD1, whose product is annotated as microtubule interacting and trafficking domain containing 1. NCBI's taxonomy places the organism in Eukaryota, Metazoa, Chordata, Lepidosauria, Squamata, Sphaerodactylidae. The record is from RefSeq and is a predicted model, not a curated record. Gene Ontology annotation, biological process: midbody abscission. The transcript is spliced from 8 exons. The coding region runs from base 1 to 1047 and encodes 348 amino acids. Gene Ontology annotation, cellular component: midbody.